AUGGCUAAGUUCACAACCAUUUUCUUCAUGGCUCUCCUUCUUUGCUCAACGCUUACCUACGCAGCCAGGCUAGCUCCGACGAUAACGGCCGCUUCUUCCAGCCAAACCUCCGUCAAGGAAAUUGAAGGAGACAAGGUCGAAGAAGAAAGCUGCAACGGAAUUGGAGAAGAAGAAUGUUUGAUUAGACGAACCCUUGUUGCUCACACCGAUUACAUUUACACUCAAAAUCACAAGCCCUAA
Arabis nemorensis is the source of this 240-nucleotide messenger RNA. Lineage: Eukaryota; Viridiplantae; Streptophyta; Magnoliopsida; Brassicales; Brassicaceae. The record is from the annotation of a GenBank genome assembly.